ACGGCGUUCGGCAUGGAGAGGUCAGGCACGUUCGUCGAGCAAGGCCGGGGCCUCGCCGCCGUGGUGUCCCGGCUGGAGGAGCUGGGCUUCCCUGGAGUGUCCCGGCGGGCGCUGCGUCGGUGCGAUAGCCUCCGUCAGGUGCGUGAGGUGGCCGCCAAGGCGCGCGUGCGUCCGUGGGAUUUGCCGGAGCCCCUUCGGGAGGCCGUGUGCGGCGACCAGGCGCACGCCCUCAGCGCGGCUUGUCCCUGCGACAGCUUCGUGCGCCUGUGGAGCGACGCGACGCGGGAGAGGGAGCCCAUAAGGAGAGCCCACAGAUUCCUGGAGCGCCAGAUUUGUCCGGUGAUCCUGGAGCGCCUGGCGGCCGCCAUGGGCGUGCCCCAGUACGUGGCCAGGGACCUGCGCACGCCCACGCCCAUCCUCUGCCGCAGGGUGCUGACACACCCUGCAGGCGCCGGCACCUCCGUGGACGCCCUGCGGCAGCACCUCCGUCGGAUAGACCUGUCCUUCUCGGAGCGGCUUGACAGGUACCUGGCCGGCCCUGACAUCGAUGACGUGUUGGUGUCCGCGGCGGUGCGAGGCCAUCCGCACAGCUGGCGCUCCGUCGGGGAGGCCCUGUGCGUCGACCGGGCCACCCUGACCAGCCUCUCCCGGGACGAGCGCUACGACGACUCCGGCCGCAUGUGCAGGGUCCUGCAGUUCGCAGUGGAGGCGGGCCGGCUGCAGAACGACCAGGAUCUGGCCGCCGUGCUCAGGAGGUUCCUCGAUCCACACCGCGUCCCUGCGGCGCCCGGCCGGAGACUCUGACGCCGAGGGCCGCCUGUGCCGCUCCGCCCUCGCGCCCGCAGGCCUGCCCUCGUCUUCGGCUCCUCCGCGGCACAGGGUCGGCUGGAAUUCCCAUCUACUUCCUUCGUGAGUGCAGAUGCCCACGGGAGAACCUUCGGCGUCCAUGGCACCCGUGGCCGGAGAAGACGCGGUCAGGUCAAAGGCCAGAGUGAUCCCGCGGCCUCAUGCGAAGACCUGGGCGCUCUCCCUCAGGCCGCUUGGCCCAAACUUAUCAGACUGCCUGCAGCAGCGCCACCUCAUGCUUCUGAGAAGAAAAAAUCUUGAUAGCUGCAAGAAAUGAAAUCUAAGAAAAGAGCUUUUAAAAGAAGCUUGUACAUGCGUUCUUUCAAAAAAGAAAAAAUAUCGACUUUGUUGAGAGAAACAAACCAUUCAUUUGCGCUUCAACACGCGUUCAGCUUACAUCGGAAAGAGUUGGCGUUAAACACCUUUAAAUGGCAAAGCGAAAUCAACGCCACGUCCGUGCCGCUUCCAGCCGACCCAGACGCCUCCCCAGGUGACAGCAGAUGCCUCAGGAAAACCGAAACAGCAGGAAAAGAAAGCCAAGAGGAACUCGGCCGCCCGGCCACAGGGAGGUCCCGCCCGAGAGCGGGAAGUCUGCGUCGAAACUUCCUUCUUCAGUGCGGCUCUUCUUCUGCAUGACGCGCACACGCACGCAC
Penaeus indicus is the source of this 1499-nucleotide messenger RNA. RefSeq lists its product as uncharacterized. The transcript is spliced from 9 exons. NCBI's taxonomy places the organism in Eukaryota, Metazoa, Arthropoda, Malacostraca, Decapoda, Penaeidae. Bases 13 to 804 code for a protein of 263 amino acids. The record is from RefSeq and is a predicted model, not a curated record.